Messenger RNA from Arctia plantaginis, 1611 nucleotides. The record is from the annotation of a GenBank genome assembly. NCBI's taxonomy places the organism in Eukaryota, Metazoa, Arthropoda, Insecta, Lepidoptera, Erebidae.
AUGAAAUUGUUUGAUGUAAAGAAUGACAAAUACCACAUGGGACAUUUAAUUUGGGAUGGUUUAAGGAGUCGGCCAGAUGCCGUUUGUCAGAUAGACGCUGCAACUGGUGAGAGCGAGACCAACGCAUCCACUCUCCGUCGAUCGGUGCAGUUAGCGCGAUGUUUUCGUCGCUUCGGCGUGCAGCCCGGCGACGUCUUGGCGCUGAGUGGGAAAAACCACCUCGACUUGCACAUACCCUUCUACGCUGCACUCAUGAUCGGAAUGCCUGUUGCUGGUGUAGACCCAGAAUUUAAAUAUACUGAAAUAAAAAAUCACUUCAAGAUAUCUUUACCAAAAAUAGCGUUUUGCCAAAAAGAAUGCCUUGAAGAUAACCUACGGGCUAUUAAAGACCUGAACCUGGAUACAAAGUUGAUCUGCUUUGGUGAUGGAGAAUACUCUAUGAAGAGAUUUAUUGAGGAGUAUGACGACGGCGAUGACGUCACUACGUUUGAGCCAUUGGAUUUUGACCUGGACCGAAUUUAUGGCUGGCUCGUCAGCACAGGCGGCACCACAGGAAUGAUAAAGCUGGCAGCCCUCAAACAUAGAACUUUUUUCAAGAAGAUGAGAGAACUAAAGACGAUGUUUCGUUUCUUUCCAAGAGGUGAUGAAGAGGAGAACCAAAACCGCGAGCACAUGCCAGUGCUUCACCUUCCACCAGUGCAGUGGAUAACAUCCUUUUUUGGAGCACUAAGCUCUCCGGCUAUGCGACUAACCAAAGUGAUGACGUCAGCUCCAACCACUACAGAACAUGUUAUUGAUAUAAUUAACAAGUAUAGACCAGUAAUGGCAAUGAUGGGACCUUCUAUGGCUGCGGGCAUAAUCAAGAGUGAAAAGGAAUGCGACCUAACCUGCUUUGCUAAUCUCACGUUAUUGGGCGCUAAAGUCCACAAGGAUAUUUAUUUACAACUAAAGAAACGAUUACGUCCCGAAGUCCCACUUCAUGAUGCCUACGGUCAGACAGAGAACCUAGGUCCAAUUUUGACUCCGAACCCUUCAGGACCCGUUGGUAACUGCGGCAACUGUCCGUUCGAUUGGCAGAAGAAUAUCAAAUUAGUGGAUCCAGAAACGGGUGCUGAGAUCAAGAAACCAUACGUAAAAGGGGAGAUGUGGACCAAACUAACUGGCUUUUCUGAAUACUAUAACAAUCCGGAAGAGACUGCAAAUGCAUUAACAGAAGAUGGCUGGUACAAGACGGGAGACAUACUGUAUAGGGAUGAAGAAGGUAACUACUAUUUUGUGGAACGGAUCAAGAUGCUCAUCAAAUAUCGCAAUUAUCAUGUAGUGCCUCCAGAAGUGGAAGCAGUCAUCUUAGAACACCCUGGAGUACAUUAUGUGUCGGUGACGAGCAUACCUCAUGAAGAAGACGGAGAACAUCCUGUAGCUUGCGUCGUGAAAAAGGACGGAAGCAAUGUGACUGCGCAGGAGAUCAAAGACCUUGUAGCUAGUAAAUUAUCAGACUCACAACAACUAAGAGGUGGGGUGGUGUUUAUAGAUGAAAUACCGUUAACAUCAGUAGGGAAAAUCGCUUACAACAAACUGAAACAAAUUGCGCUGACAGCGCAGAGAGAAUAG